AUGGAAUACAAAAACAAUAGUAUUGUAGCAGACGCAAUGUUUGAUAUUUCUAAAACAGACUUGUUUUAUAUCAAUCUUAUAUUCAGCGGCAUCAUUCUUCCAGCUUUAUGUUUCACUGGAAUUGUGGGGAACAGCCUCACUAUUUUAAUCCUUGUUUACAAUGGACUAAGGGAAACAACCACUAUUAUUUUAACCGCUUUGGCUGUGUCGGAUCUGUUCUUCUCCCUUACACAGCUACAUUUUCCACUGGAGAACUUGGCUCGCUUGAUUGACGACGCCGUGUUUUACUACAUCUUCUCGCAUUUCACCGCCUAUGUUCUAGGAUGGAACCAGUAUGCCAUAUGCACCAGCGUACAGAUGGCUACAGUCAUUGCCGUGGAGAGAAUGAUAGCUGUGGUGUUUCCUUUCGCUGCAUCUAAACUACUUACAACAUUUAGAAUCAAGUGUAUUGUGGUUAGUUUUUAUAUAAUUUCAGCAGGAUUUUAA
Messenger RNA from Physella acuta, 486 nucleotides. RefSeq names its product galanin-like G-protein coupled receptor npr-9. Gene Ontology annotation, cellular component: membrane. Lineage: Eukaryota; Metazoa; Mollusca; Gastropoda; Physidae. Gene Ontology annotation, biological process: G protein-coupled receptor signaling pathway. Gene Ontology annotation, molecular function: G protein-coupled receptor activity. The record is from RefSeq and is a predicted model, not a curated record.